CAAUAACGGCUACGCACAGUGAGAGCUACACUCGUGGUCACACACAGCGUUGCGUUUUUUUAGUGGCACCUAAGUAACGACAUGCACUACACUUGAAUCGAUCGAGUGACCGACUGACUGACUGACUGACUGGAUGUUGUGAGUGUGUCGAGCUGCUUUCGUUGCACCACUUUCUCCAAGCUCCCGAAGACCUGGAACGAGUAUCGGGAGAUCGCAAUUGACCGAAUUUUAGCCGUUUUCCCCAGCUUUUUCGUUGCUCCAUGCAGGGCAACUUUGGGAAAGCAUUAGCCGUUCGAGUGUUUCUUGCGCGGAGAAGUAGUUUGUGUGGAUAAAUUAGUUGGCGUAAAUUAAAAUCAAACGGCAUGGAUUCUGCCAAUGGCAGCAUCACGGGCAACUCCAGUUGCCAGAAGAGCGAUCUCAAUCUGCUGGUGAAAAACAUCGUCAAAAUAUUGCUCACCACGUCCAAAUACUUUCACUGCCCGUUCUGUGCCGACGAGUACCUGUUCGAGUUUACGCUUAAACAUCACCUGCUGAAGAACCACGAGCGGGAUCUGGAGAAGAUUGUCCGAUCGCCAGACGCCAGCAUCCGGUUCUGCGAGAGUAACAUAUGCCCGUACUGUGGCGCCCUGUUCUACUACAUUUCCGCCCUACCGAAGCACAUCAUGAACAGUCACAGUCGCGAGUGUUUGCUCAAGUGGCAGGCGAUCGAAAAGGAGAAUAGUCUGGUGCGGAAGCUGGCCGCCGACCCGAGCAUCCAGUGUGUCCCCUGCUCGCCCGGUCUGAGUGAUCUUUUCGACGAACUUUCGACGAGUGGACGCGGCGCAGGAAACAGUGGUGGUGGCGGUAGUGGCAAUAUGAUACAGCUCACGAAACCGUCUCCCCUGCUUAAGAAGGCCCUGAGGAAUGUGAAUCGCAUAACGGCCGCGACCGGUGAGAGUCCGCAGCAUCAGCUGAUAGGAGGCGUAGAAACGACGUCCGCAUGGUCUAGUUUCGGAUUCGAUAGCUCACUCCCGCGCCGGAUUCAUCAGCAGCAUCAUCAUCAAUCCGCUCGCCGGGAGUUGCGUUUCGGAGAUGAACGCGUCCCAUCGACUGGCGACAGCUCGACGUCUAUUCGUAAUCUUCUUGGCGCGGGUGUUGGCGACGGUUCCGGUAGUGGCGGCUGCUCACCCUCGCCUAGUACCGAGACGGUCUCGUCCGUGCGCAAACCAAAGUUUCAGCGGAAGCGCUUCAACCUUCGCUCGAUCAAGCCGAAGUUGAACUUCCGGAAGUAUGUGCUGUCCAAGUUUUCGAAGAAGUACCAUUGCAAGAUCGUCACAAGCACGCCGAACAACUUCCUCGACGAUGGCAGCAGCCGCGAUUCGGCCCGGUUCCUCCACAACCAGGAACGCUGGAACCGGAUCCAUUUCGAAUGACGAAGGUAUGGUUCGCCGUUUUCAUGCGUCAUCGAGUAUCUUUGCGGGCUGCUGUUUUGCUGUGUCUAAGCGAGGAAGGAAAGAUGCUGCUUCGGCGCCCUGCCUAUGCUUCCGAGGAAAAAGCGAGAGUAAGUCGAGUUCAUCAUUUCAUCCUACGGUUAUUCUCCUUCAAAAGAAUUCUUUCCCACUGUCUCUCUAUCAUCAUUUACUUAUCUCACCAUGCCGCGUACUGCAGCACACAUCACAAACUUUGAAAGUAUUUUGUUUUUGCCGUCCCUUUGCCAACAAAAAAUUGCCACUUCGUACUACAAACGAAAAAGUGGGAAUAUAGGAUCGUUCGUUCAGGAAAGGCGAAUCCACCCAAUGUUAUUAGACAUGUAAGAGAUACGAUAUACCACUUGGCUGUGCAACCAAUUGUUCCUUCCCAAAUUCCAUUAAAACUACGGGAAGCGAAAGGGAAAUAUCGUAUAGUAAUCGAACUAUUCUACGUUUCAUUUAGAAGCUUUGAUGAUCUUUUGAGUUUUAAAAGAAAUUGCUGCUGUUUAGAAGAUGAACUGAGCUAAUAUUUAUGUUUGUCUCAUAUGAUCAUCGUUUCGACCCGCAAAGCAAAUCCAUAGAUCAUUAUCGCAGGGCGAAGACUUUUAGAAGUCGUUUCUUUUCUCUAACAGUUAAAAAUAAAUACAUGAAUUAUAAUAGCAUACUGAAUAAACGAAUCUGAAUCGGAAUCGGAUCGGAUUAAAAGUAGUAAACUGUCAGUGGGCAACACAGAAUGACCCAACUAAACACCAAUUAUCCUAUAACUGGACCAAUUACGAUCGAGUGGAUUGAUAUCGUUAAUUGCUUAUUAAUGACAUUAUAAAAAUCUGGAACUGCUUGAGCCUAGAAGGGAACAACAACAAAUGAGACAAACAUUUAACCAUUUUACUAAAAGGUUGAAAGGGGUAAAUACAUAAGCAGAUAAACAUAAAUUGCCCCAUGUUAGGCAGAUGUGAAAUGAUGCAUUUUUCACCCGUUAAAUAGCGAACCUUAACCAUAGAGAAAUACUGGAGCAAGUCGACGAAAGUCCACGAAAGUGCAACAGUUUUAGCGUAAGAGACAAAUGUUGAAUCUCGUUCUUGCCUUCCAUCGAAAUUAAGAAGAAAACAAGCUACAACGGAAACACCAAAUCUCUAAACUUUAAUAAUUAACAAAUCGAAAGAUCGAAAUUUUUAUCAAGAUAUUUAAAACUAAAGAAGAAUCUACUUUUAAUAGCUUACAGUACCGUACGCUUCCGGCAGGUCGAAAAUAGAGCAAACAAUAACGCGGAUCAAACGCGCGCCAAGCAAAAGAUGUUCCAUUCAUCUUGGAUCGAAGCAAUUAUCUCUAGCCUUACUAAAUGAAAAAAACUCUUUAUAAUAGAUCUUACAUUUCCAAAACAUAACAAAAAGCCAUCGGUAAAGCUCCUCCACAAGUGAGAUUGAUAUGUUUUUGAUCAUCAACCGUUAGCGAACUACUUAUAUUUACUGCCAGGCCAUCGAUCGCGCGUGGUGCCGUAGGUAGGGCUAUAGAAUAUAUCAACACGUUCCAAUGGAGAAGAAUUGAGGACAGACCCCUACAACUUGUUAAACUGUUUGAAUAAAUAAAUAAACCUGAUUCACAUUCCGUUCACGAACUAACG
This is a messenger RNA of Anopheles coustani, 3069 nucleotides long. RefSeq lists its product as uncharacterized. The record is from RefSeq and is a predicted model, not a curated record. Lineage: Eukaryota; Metazoa; Arthropoda; Insecta; Diptera; Culicidae. The transcript has 2 exons. Bases 363 to 1412 code for a protein of 349 amino acids.